AUGCCAGCCGUCCGGGAAGUCGACUACCAGUCGUUUGUGGAUCGACUACUCGCAGUGAACGACCUCUCGCAACCAUCCCUCACGCGAUGCGUCUUGCAGGCCGAGAUCGAGCAGGUGAUCAUCGACUGCCGGCGGGUGGUGAUGACGCAGCCACCACUCAUACAGCUCGACCCUCCUAUUAAUAUCUGCGGCGACAUCCACGGCCAAUACACAGACCUUCUCCGUGUCUUCAACCGCUGUCGCUACCCGAGUCAGACCAACUACCUCUUCCUUGGCGACUACGUCGAUAGAGGCAAGCAACAGCUGGAGACGAUCUGCCUGCUGAUGGCCUACAAGAUUUUGUUCCCGACAAACUUCUUCAUCCUGCGCGGCAACCAUGAGUGUCGAUCGAUAAAUAAGGUCUACGGCUUCUACGAGGAGUGCAAGCGGCGGUACAACACGCGAUUAUGGGAGUCUUUUCAGUGCCUAUUCAACUGCUUGCCGUUCAGCGCCCUCGUCGGCGGGCGCAUCUUUUGCAUGCACGGGGGGCUGUCGCCGGAUUUGAUGAGCUGGGAUCAGCUCGAUGAUAUUAACCGUCCAAUCGAUCCGCCGAAUCGCAGCCUGCACAUGGACCUCCUCUGGUCGGAUCCGGAGCAAAAGCUCGAAGGCUGGGCCGCAAACAGCCGCGGCGUCUCCUACAUCUUCGGCGAGGGCAUCGUCCACGAGUUCUGCCUACGCAUGGACAUUGACCUGGUCGCCCGGGGCCACCAAGUUGUCCAGGACGGCUACGAAUUUUUCGCCGACCGCAAGCUCGUCACGAUUUUUACGGCUUCGAGCUACUGCGGCGAGUUCGACAACAACGGCGCCAUCAUGGUGGUGGGCAAGCAGUUGGAGUGCAGCUUCGAGGUGCUGCGAGCCAAUCAGGGCGUCAUCAAGGUUCGCUCCACCAAGAACCGUAGCGCCCGACGCAAGAAGAAG
Mesorhabditis spiculigera is the source of this 957-nucleotide messenger RNA. The record is from the annotation of a GenBank genome assembly. NCBI's taxonomy places the organism in Eukaryota, Metazoa, Nematoda, Chromadorea, Rhabditida, Rhabditidae.